CUCCCUCUGUUCAGUAUGUACGAGUCCGGACGCUCGCUCUCGCUGUCUCUGCGCGCGCCCCUGCUGCUGCGCGCUCCCGCAGGCCUGGAGCGCGCUUUCCCGCGGACCCCGAAGUGCGCGCGCUGCCGCAACCACGGCGUGCUGUCCGCGCUCAAGGGCCACAAGCGCGCCUGCCGGUGGCGGGAGUGCGCGUGCGCCCGGUGCGCGCUGAUCGCGGAGCGGCAGAGGGUGAUGGCGGCGCAGGUCGCGCUCCGACGUCAGCAGGAACAGGAGAGCAAGAGCCGCGCGGAGGGAUACGGUGACCCACUGAACACCUACAUGUUUAACGGCUUUCUGAUCACGUCCCCGCCGUCCUCGCUCGCCUCUCCAGGGUCCAGCAGCUCCGGUCUCCCCGGAGAACCUGUUAAACCCGGCGGAGACAUGUCCCCCGGCCUCGACCGCCUGUCUGACCGCACCUCCAGCCCUCUGUCCAUCGUCUCUUCAGACCCGGAGUCUGGAAGCGAGUGCGAGAAGCUUAAAGAUUCCCCUCCGGACCUGCCGAGUCCGGCGCCGUCCGGCAGAGAGCGGGAUCCGGUCCAGAUUCUGCUGAAGAUCUUUCCUCAUCUGAAAGUGGAGACUGUAGAAGUGACCCUGCGGAUGUGUUCUGGAGACAUCGUCAAGGCCAUUGAAGCUCUGCUGGCCUCCAAAGAUGAACCGAGCUCACCUUUACCCGGGAGCUCGUCCCCGACCUUCUCCAGGAACCUCCCGGGAUCUCCAGAAACGGUGGGAUCCCUCAGUUCCCACUCCGCUUUCUCUCCUCUGCAGAACUCGGCGAGUAAAGCCCUGGCCGGAGAGAGCGUGUACGGGUUUAACCCUCGUUUCGGGUUAAAUCCGCUGCACCUGGCGUAUUCCUCCGCGUCCACAGGGGGCGCUCUCCCCAGCUUUAUAUCUCCCUACCUUCCGGGACUGCUGCCGGCCUUCCCUCUCCGCGCUCCUCUGCAUUACCCCUUCCCCAGCUCCUCCCGAGAUCUACCCCCCUACCACAGCAAGGACACGCUCUCCACCGCGGGCCUGUACUCCACCCUCGCCCACGGGGGCAAGUGAAGCCUGAUAAGCCUCCUAAAACACCCAGAGAACCACCCAUCUGUUAGAUAGAUAACGAGUUAAAACAGUCUGAUUGAAAACCCUUAAAAGUUUAAAAGACCUUCAGGUUCUCUUAUGUUUCUGCACAGAAGAGAAAGUGAAAUAUACUAUAUCACUGCAUCACUGCCCAAGAAUACAAAGCAAAAAUUUACAUGUAAUUUAUAUUGGCAUCAUGUUUUAUUAUUAAUAAUAAUAAUUAUUAUUAUUAUUAUUAAUAUAAUCUACAAGGUUCUUAAUUUCCACAUUUUGUUUAUGAACAUGAUUCAACAGAUAUGAAUUAUUAUACCGCAGUGUUUUAUUCGUUGCAAGCAAUGUAUAAAUGCACCGCACCGAUAUUGCCUUGAAUAUAUGUAGCAAACGAUAUAUAUUUUUGUACUUCUUUCCUACAGUUUUUUCUACGAUGUUGUAUAUGUUGCUGUGUGUAUAUAUUGUCACAUUUUUACGUUUUAUAUAAAAUAAAAUGCUCACAACUUGUCA
Molecule: messenger RNA, 1599 nt
Organism: Astyanax mexicanus (Mexican tetra)
Lineage: Eukaryota; Metazoa; Chordata; Actinopteri; Characiformes; Acestrorhamphidae
Product: doublesex- and mab-3-related transcription factor A2
Exons: 2
Coding region: 16-1083 (355 amino acids)
Biological process (GO): regulation of transcription by RNA polymerase II; sex differentiation
Cellular component (GO): nucleus
Molecular function (GO): RNA polymerase II cis-regulatory region sequence-specific DNA binding; DNA-binding transcription factor activity, RNA polymerase II-specific; protein binding
Source: RefSeq, a predicted model, not a curated record